GAAAAAUCCUGCCGCUGUCAAAUCCCACUGCAACCACUCUGAUGGUUUCUCAGGUCUAUUGUCCAUAUGUCCCUCCUGCAGCGUCCAGUGUCAGUGUGAGAGAUGACGGACAGAUACAGUGAGAUCGGUUUUGUCCAGCAAAUACUCGGGUUGAAUUUAGUGCCGAGGAAAAAUGGCACACAUCGAGGAAACGACACAUCUCUCAGCGACUUCUCAGAGAUGUGGUAUGGAGUGUUUCUGUGGGCAGCGGUUUCUUCCCUGGUCUUCCACCUGCCUGCAGCUCUCCUCUCCCUUGCCACGCUGCGCCAGCACAAGAUGGCCCGAUUCAUGCCCAUUGCCAUCCUCCUCAUGGGCAUCGUGGGACCAGUGUGUGGGGGAGUCCUCACCAGUGCAGCCAUCGCAGGCGUUUACAAGGCGGCAGGGAAGAGGAUGAUCUCUUUGGAGGCUCUUGUUUUUGGGGUCGGACAGUCGUUUUGUGUCCUCAUCAUUUCCUUCCUCAGGGUUCUCGCCACCCUUUAGCAGAGCUGAGGCUUGUCUGGGUGGACCUGAUGCUGCUGGAUCACUCUCACACCAGCUGCAACCAAAUUUCACACGGUACAUUACUGCAUCCCGGCAAAUCCUGGGCCACAUGUGAACCAACCAGAUGUGGGUUGUGAUGUCACUUCCUGCUGAUGGAGCAGGAACAGAACAGAUUUUAGUCUACUAUGAAGAAAUAAGCAGCAGGUGUUAUACAGCACUAAGCCUUCAAAUUAGCUGUCGAGACAUCUAUAUGAUGUCACUGUAAGACAGCUAAAAACUGUAUUCACAUCACACGGGAGGUAUACACUACACUACAGCAAAGACAGUUUAUGAAAAAAAGGCAAAUAAUCAUUACACACUUAAUUAUUAUGGAUGCAGUUUUUCCUGUGUGAUGUGGAGGCAGCAUGAUGUUGUUCUGCAGUAGUAUGCGGAUGACAUUAACCUCUUAGUUUGUGUUUUUCUAUAGUUGUAAGGAUCAAUUAGAGACUUGGACCGAAGCAGUAAGGACAUUUAGUUUGAGGGUUAUGACUGAGGUUCAGUUAGCAUUAGGUUGAGCUCUGGCCAGGCUUUGGGGUUAGACAUUUAGUUUAGGUGUUUGAGGCCAGGGUCUGCAUAAUGUCAAUAAGUGUCCUCACAGAGACAGAGGUACAAGCACACAUGUCUAAUUUGAAGGUUUACAUGUGCACAUGUUCUUUUAUUAUAAAUCAAUAUAAUAGUGGGACGUACAUUGAUUAGAUACAUUUGAUUUGUGCAGAGGGAUGCUGUUGUUAAAGAUAGGUGAACAUGUGUCUCCUCUUGGUUGCUAUUUAGAAUUCAUAACUUCUUCCAACUGGAUUUUUAUUCUCAAGCCAACCCCAUGUUUUUUUGUGAUGGUAUGCUGCUAAAUUUUAGUUUCCUUAUUUGGUGACAGCUGACAUUCUCCAUUCAGUUGCACUGUUAAUGUGCAAAUGUACAGUGUACAUGAUAUGUUGAACAUUGUUUUUCAUAGCUUUGUAUACUGUGAAACCAGCUGCAACCUCAGUAUGUGAAUGUUGGACUCCAUGCAGUAACUGGAUGGUUUUGACAGAUGCUCUUUUCAUACAAUAAGAUGAUGGUUUUAUGCAAGAUCCUGGCUUUUCCUUUGAGGCCUUAAUUUCUAUUAUCUAAUAUCCAAGGUGGUGUUUUCUCUUCAGGGCUGUCUUUCUUUAUAACCAUUUCUACUGCUACCCUUUUGUUAUUCCUCAUCGUUUUUGUUUAGAUCAAUUCAAGUUGCCUGUCUUCUCUAGGUUUUUAAUCAGCAAUUAACAUUAACUGCCACCUGUAACCUGUUAUAUGACACUGUUGGAAAUUUUAACUAGUUUGUCGGUUUAUUUGUUUAGAGUGAAUUGAUUACAGACUGUUGUCAGUAUUUUUGACAAACCCAAACAUGACCUUUGCUAGAUCUUUUCCAAUCUCUUUGAAUGAUAUGUAGUUUGCUUUGUUAGUUUUAUUCCCAAGUCUUUGUAGCCGUUCAAUCUUUUUGACCAAAUACAGGUUGCUCAUUUUUUUUUUUUAAGUGUGAAUAUGAUGUUUCGUUGAUGGUGUUAAGUGUGUUGCCCUGUAUAUCAGUCACAACAUUCAAACCAGUUAGUGGUUUGAAUGCUGACAGGUCCCGUAUACAGUCUCCGUGCAUGCCAUCAGGUUUUAUUGUUGUAUUUUUGUUGGCUAAUUGAGUCCCACAGUCUUUAUGCUAUUUGUUGCUUGUGGAAGUGGACAUGUGCUUUUGAAUUAACAUCACACAUAUACAACUUUCAUAUACAUCUAAUUUAUUCUUUGUUAAAAGUAAUGCCAGUAAUGACUUGACCUGCUGAAUCAGCUGACACCACUAACAGGACUUUAUUUAAUGUUGAGCACAAGUCUCUUCUCCACAUGAUUUGACUUAAAUUUGGAAUUAAUAUUUACUUUAGUAACUUUGUUUUGAUUAAAUUAAUAGUAAACCAAUAUGCAGUUAAUUCAAUUAAGACACUGGAGCUACCACACAGUGAACUUGGAGCAGUUUCCAGCUUCACCUAGUAAACAAUCAAAUUUUUUAGCAUAAAUGGAACAGAAACAAGACAGCUGGUAAAAAUCCAGGGAGAAUCUGUGGAGCAAAGACAGAGUAAUAGAGCCUGGACAUGAUCAGAAACUUCUACUUCUCUAGCAUUGAUGAACUUGAACAGCUGUACACUAGCCAUGCUGGAAUCAAUCAUUAAAACCAGUUCGCUUAAAGUUAGUGGACCAGUUGUUCUAUUAACUGUCAUUGAUACACAAUAGACUGCCUUUGAACAAGGGUUAGGAGCCUUUUAACUUAUGCAAUGGUAUGGAAAACAGACAGCAAGCUUCAUAAUCAUCUCCUCAAAGAAGUUUUUAAACCCCUGAAACCAAAGAUGGCUUGAAUUCUUCCCAUUGUACAUCACCAGCUACUCUUCAGUCCAGUAGUUUACUUCCAUAUGAACAGUUAGCUUCCUGAUGCAUGUAAAUAUGCAGCAAACCAAUCUGAAGUUAGAAUGCAGAAGUUUCUAGUUUAAGUUUAAGUAAAAUAUCAUAUCUAAAAAUGGGAAAUUGCCGUAAUUAGAGAAUGAGUAGACAUUAAUUACAGCACAGUUUGAUUGUUAAGAGCAGGUUACAGACGUUCAGUACAAUUAAGACCAACAAAGGGACAGGAGUAUUUUCCAGACAGUGACCAUGAUAACCAUUAACUGAGGACAUUAGAGAAAUAUGAUUUAUUUCCCCAUCUUAUUUCAUUAACAAUUUUGAAUAGAAUGUCUUCAGAUUAUGCACCAAGAUGAGAUAAUUCCCUUUCUGCACCUGUAAUUUCUUAAAAUGUCGCUUCAUUGAGACUGAUUUUAUCAACAACGGAGGAAACUCGGCUCAUCUCACUGUACAUACUGUAUGUUCUGUAUAUGCACAAUCCCCUGAGAUAAGAAAAAUGAAACAAUUUUUGCAACAACAAAGACUUGAUGGAGUGGAAAAUCAAAGCAGUUAAUUGAAAUGUGUGGCUGAUGCAGGAAGAAAUGGAGUUGUGUUAACCCCAUGGCCUUGUUGUUAGUGCUGUACAUUUUGGAGAAUUUUUAUUUUUUUAUGGUUGUGUAAUUUAGCUCCUUGAGGACAGGACUUAUAUGUGGUUCUGUAACUGCAUCUUACACUGUGACCUUAAUAAAUUCAGUCUGGGUAUUUUCA
Molecule: messenger RNA, 3696 nt
Organism: Limanda limanda (common dab)
Lineage: Eukaryota; Metazoa; Chordata; Actinopteri; Pleuronectiformes; Pleuronectidae
Gene: tmem170a
Product: transmembrane protein 170A
Exons: 3
Coding region: 103-519 (138 amino acids)
Biological process (GO): endoplasmic reticulum tubular network organization
Cellular component (GO): endoplasmic reticulum membrane
Source: RefSeq, a predicted model, not a curated record